Cajanus cajan (pigeon pea) is the source of this 942-nucleotide messenger RNA. The record is from RefSeq and is a predicted model, not a curated record. Lineage: Eukaryota; Viridiplantae; Streptophyta; Magnoliopsida; Fabales; Fabaceae.
AUGAUUGAUGGAGGGGUGCACUUGAAUUGGGACAACUUCAAGGGGGUCUUCCUUGAGAAGUAUUUCCCGGAUGAUGUGAGGAGUCAAAAGGAAGUGGAGUUCCUUGAGCUGAAGCAAGGGAAUGACAUUGUAGUAGAGUAUGCUGCCAAGUUUGACUCAUUGGUUCGUUAUUGCUCCCACUAUCAUGGUGAGGGUGGUGAACGUGCUAAAUGCAUUAAGUUUGUGAAUGGGUUACGUCCCAAAGUGAAAACAGCGAUCAACUAUCAGGAGACCUACCAUUUUCCAACCUUAGUGAACAAGUGUCGCAUCUUUGACCGUGACAACCGUGCACGGGCUGCUUUCUACAAGGGAGUUGGAGGUCCUAUGCGUGCUACAAGUUCUAAUGCUUCGAGUAGGAGUAAACCUUACUCCGCUCCUUCUAAGUUCCAAGGGAGUCAAGCUGCUGUUAGUGGGAGCAAGUCACAUGUUGCAGGAAGCAAGCCUUAUGCUGGAAGAUCUGUGGUGAGUGGCACAGGGAGUGUUGGAGGCUCUGUUUCUACUCCCACGGAUCAAUGCAGUAAGUGUGGGCGACGUGGUCACACUAGCUAUGAAUGUCUUGACAAGGAUGUCACAUGUUUCAAUUGUAGAGGAAAUGGUCACAUCAGCACCCAGUGUCCUAAACUGCCAAGACCACGUGUUACUGGAUCAGAUGUCCAAGUUAAGCGUCUAAAGGCUGUAGGGAGAGUAUUUUCUCUUGGUGGUGCUGAAGCUGCUCGGUCAAAAAAUUUGAUACAAGGUACUUGUUUCAUAGUUGAGACUCCUUUUAUUCUACUAUUUGAUUCUGGUGCAACUCAUUCCUUUAUUUUUGUCUCUUGUGUCCAAAAGUUGGAUUUGCCUAUAUCUUGUUUAGAUUUUUUGAUAUGCGAGUAUCUUGAUACGAGGAUAGAUGACCUUAUGGAUUAA